Ricinus communis (castor bean) is the source of this 1536-nucleotide messenger RNA. RefSeq lists its product as uncharacterized. NCBI's taxonomy places the organism in Eukaryota, Viridiplantae, Streptophyta, Magnoliopsida, Malpighiales, Euphorbiaceae. The coding region runs from base 185 to 856 and encodes 223 amino acids. The transcript is spliced from 2 exons. The record is from RefSeq and is a predicted model, not a curated record.
CUAAAUUUAACUGGAACAUCAUACAGCCGACGGCCACGAUCUCUCUUAAUCUUCUUUGCCACGUCACUCUACUUUGGUUUCUAGAUUCCCUUUCCUCAAAAAGUACAUUCUUUUUCCAUGAUAACCACAGAUUCCGCGAAAAUUAUAACAGCUUUAAUACCCGACCCGACUUUUACUUUUGAUCAUGGAUAUUAACGGACCCUCCCGUUUUCGCCACCGGAAAACGCCGUCCACUGACAGAUUCUUAGCCGCAUAUCCACGGACAUCUGAACAGGCUUCCUCGGCCGCUGUUAACACAGCAGAUAUUGAAGAGAAUGAGCUCAACGAAGACGAUAUAUUCUCCACUGGAGACUUCUCCGAAGCAUCUAACAACCACCGCCACCAUCACCAAACCAAUAGUCCUCCCUCCUCCACCUCCUCACCUCGGAGUAAACCGGCGUUUGGUCACCUGGAUUCUUUUGGCAUCUUAGCGGCCCUCCCGGAGCAUAAAAAUAAGCCUCAUGGCUAUUUGUAUCAGAAAACAGCGAUUUCGGCAGCAUCUACGUCGUCCUCGCGUUUUAUUCCGAAACCGCCGCAAGAAAGAUUGCCAAUAAAUUCGGGUUCACAUCAACAGCCGCAGUCAGCGCCGGUGAAUGUGCCGGCGAUGGCGAUGAGGAUGAGGCCGAAGGAUUUUGAUGAGAUAGAUGAGGAUGAUGAUGAAGGAGAUGGAGAGAUGCUUCCGCCGCAUGAGAUAGUGGCGAGGGCACAGUCUCCGAUGUUGGCAUGUUCGGUGUUGGAAGGUGUUGGAAGGACGCUUAAAGGAAGAGAUCUUAGACAGUGCUUGUACUAUUCAUCAAGGACUAUGUCAACGUUAUAAGGGCGUGCUGUUAUUCUAUUGGCAGACUUCAAAUUGCCUAGCUUUAUUCACAAUAUGUGGAGAAGAUUAGAGUUCGUAAAUGCCAUUGGAUAAAUUUUAGUUUUCAUUGUACCGACCCUUGAUGAAAAUUGGUUUCAAUAACCUAUGGUUGGAAGUCUCCAGACAUGACUUUGCUGUAUUUCUUUCCACCAUAGGUAUUGGUUUCAAGCAUAAAACAGUGGGAAGCUUCCUGAUAGAUUUGUUGAGAUGGCAAAAAUUGCAAUCAACUAACUUAGGCGUGCUAAGGUCCUGUUAAUCAUCUUAAGAAAAAAUGAUUCUCUGGAAAUGCUGUUAAGGUUUACUUUUAUCAAAGGUCUAUACAAUCUUUCUUAAGUUCAUUCAGAUAGGAAGUUCUCGCUUUUGAAUAUUGUCUUUGAUCUCCUUGUCCAAAGUUAUCCAUGCCACUUAGUUGUUCUAUGUCGGGCAGUCCCUAGCAAAUGCAAUAGUUUGCUUUGGUUGACCAAGGUUGUAAAUAGCUUUUGGUUCUUUUGUUGCUAUAAUGAAAAUGCAAGACCUUGUAGUUCAACAUAAUAUAUUUCUUUGACAAUUUGUGGAAGUAAGGAAGUGAUGCCUGAUACUCUCAAAUCCUAUGGCUGUAAAAGACAUCUUCUAAGCAUCCUAUGCACUAAUAGGUUAUUUGA